AUGGGAAAAAAGGCUGUUAGUAUUGAUACAAAGAAGGGAAUCAUACUUUUACGAGAUACUGGUAUGUGCCAACAUGAAAUUUCAAGAAAAUUAAAUGUUUCUCGGACGUGCGUGCGUCAGGCCAUUCGCAAGUUCAAUGAGCUUCAUACAACAGCUACAAAAUCUGGUGCUGAACGUCCUUUCAAAAUGACACGUCGUCAAAAGCGCGCCAUUAAACUUCAACAACUUCGUGAUGAUACUCUUUCGUUGAAUGAUCUUGUUCGAUAUGCUCAAGCAAAUUUGAAUUUAAAUAUCAGUCGUCAAACAGUAAGCCGUAUCCUACGUGAAUUCGAUUUGGUUUCGUACGUCGCACCAAGAAAGCCUCAAAUCACUCAUGAGCAAAGACGUUGUCGAAUUUUUUGGUGUUAUAAGCAUUUGAACUGGACCGAAACCGAUUGGUCUAACGUUAUAUUUUCCGAUGAAGCGAAUUUUGAAAUAGUAAAUCGGAACAACAGAAUCUAUAUACGUAGAUUUCGGAAUGAUCUAAAGCGUCAUGAAAGAUUUCAACCAAGGGUGCAUCGAGGUGGUGGUUUGGGUAUUUGGUCUUAUAUUACGUACAAUGACUUGGGGCCACCUAUAUUAAAUAAUAAUUCUACAAACAAUAAUCACAAUGAUAUUAAUUAUAAUAAUAAUAAAGCAACAGGUGAUGUAAAACUAAAAAGAUCGAUAAAAACUUUUAAGAAAAAUUUAAUUGAACAUAUACCUAUAGAAACAAAUACAUCCAUUAAUCAUAAUUUAAAUGAAUCAGUAGACAAAUCAGUUGGAGUUAAAACAUGUAUUAAAACUAAAUCUGAAUCAACUGAUGAUAAUAAACUAAAUACUGUUUCUUCAACUGAACAUGAAUGCAUGAAAAUAUGA
Messenger RNA from Rotaria socialis, 897 nucleotides. The record is from the annotation of a GenBank genome assembly. NCBI's taxonomy places the organism in Eukaryota, Metazoa, Rotifera, Eurotatoria, Philodinida, Philodinidae.